CACCAUCGGUGUCUGCACGCGUUUGUCAGAUAUUACUUUAUAGUACGCGUUGAGCACGCCUCGGCCUUAAUGUAUAUCAAGACCCUGACAAUUCAGGGAUUCAAGUCUUACCGUGAUCAGACACAGAUAGAGCCCUUCUCUCCUCGUCAUAAUGUCGUCGUAGGUAGAAAUGGCUCAGGCAAGAGUAACUUUUUUGCAGCCAUUCGCUUUGUAUUGUCUGAUGCAUACACCUCCAUGUCCAGAGAGGAACGACAGGCUCUCCUGCACGAAGGUGUUUCCGUCACGACCACGCUAUCUGCAUAUGUCGAGAUUGUGUUUGACAACUCUGACAAUCGAUUUCCAACCGGUCGCGAAGAGGUCAUACUAAGACGUACCAUCGGUCUCAAGAAGGAUGAAUAUAGUCUCGACAAGAAAAGCGCUAGCAAAGCUGACGUCAUGAAUCUCCUCGAAAGUGCGGGAUUCUCAAAGUCCAAUCCCUAUUACAUCGUUCCGCAAGGACGAAUCACCGCCCUCACAAAUGCAAAGGACCACGAGCGCCUUGCCCUGUUGAAAGAAGUUGCUGGCACUAAAGUCUACGAACAACGUCGUACCGAAUCUCUUCGUAUCAUGGCAGAGACCGAUGCCAAACGCACGAAGAUUAAUGAACUUAUCGACUACAUCGACUCUCGUCUGACAGAGCUAGAGGAGGAGAAGGAAGAGUUGCGUGAGUUUCAGGACAAGGACAAGGAGCGCCGGUGCCUUGAGUAUGCACUGUAUCAGAGAGAGUUGGAGGAGGUUGGAGAAGCUUUGGAGGAGAUUGACGAAGAGAGGCGAGGAGAAGUACACGGUGCCAACAUGAGAAGAGAGCAGUUUGAUACCAGAGAGAAGGAGAUACAGCGCCUAGAGCAACAAAUCUCGCAAGCGAAACAUUCCCUUCAAGCUCUCAAAAUAUCACGGAAAGAUGCACACUCCGAGCUUAAUGAAUUCAUCCGCGCUCGUACAGAACUCGAGUGCAUUGUUGUCGAUCUCCGUGCAACAAGCGAGCGUGAUGAUAGCGCACUCAAACAAGAGCUUGCGUCCGUUCAGCACGCCACGCGGGACAAGGAGCGUGAACUACGUGAUUUGAUUCCACAGUGGGAAAAAGCCCGCACAAAAGAAAGUGCAGAAAAACGCAAGAUGGAGGAAGCCCGUACUCAGCUUAACGCGCUCUUUGCAAAACAAGGCCGUGUCAACCGCUUCCGGACAAAGGCAGAACGCGAUGCAUACCUCAAGCAGGAAAUCGCGAGUAUGGAGGCAUAUCAACGGGCUCGUUCUGCAGCACUCGAUUCCACUCGGAAGGAUGUUACACAGAAAAGGCAGAACGUUGCUGAGAUGGAGCGGAGAGUCGAUAACAUCCAGGGGAGCUUGGAAGAUGGUAGAACGCGUGUGAAAGACAUUGGAGAACAGGUUACAGCACUCAAAGAGCAUCAGACCGAACUUAUUGAGCGCAGGAAGGAGUUGUGGCGCGAGGACACCAAGUUGGAUGGGCUGCUUGCGCAUGCUAGUGACGAGUUGAGGGCUGCUGAGCGCAACCUUGCUGGUAUGAUGGACAAAGACACUGGCUCUGGUCUCCGCGCCGUCGACAGGAUUGCAGAGCGACACAACCUGGAGGGUGUAUAUGGCCCGUUGUACCGUCUCUUCGAGAUACCAGACUCGACGUUUAGCACUGCUAUCGAGCUUACCGCUGGAAACAGUCUCUUCCACGUCGUCGUCGAUACUGAUGCAACUGCACAGAAGGUCCUUGACAUCAUGCUACGAGAAAAGAACGGCCGUGUGACCUUCAUGCCUCUCAAUCGCCUCAAACCCAAACAGCCCACUAUUCCUCCAAAUCAGGAUGCCCUUCCUCUCCUCGAGAAGCUAUCGUAUGAUUCUGCGCAUGCCAAGGCAUUCCAGCAAGUAUUUGGCAAGACUUGGGUAUGCCGCGACCUCACAGUUGCUGCUGCGUAUGUCAAGAGCCAUGGUGUUAACACCAUCACGCUGGACGGUGACAAGGUUGAUCGUAAAGGUGCCCUUACAGGUGGUUACCACGACGUGCGCCGCUCGCGCAUUGAGGCCGUUAAGAAUGUAGCGACAUGGCGCUCCAAGUUUGAUAUGGAAGAUAAACGUGCCAAAGAAGUUAAAGCUGCCAUCACCACGCUCGAGCAGGAGAUCACGAAGGUGACAGGGAAGAUCCAAGUCCUUAGCGUUCAGCAGGCGCAGGCAAAGGAAGCACGCGAGGUCCUCCUUUCAGACUCGGCAUCGCUCUCAAGGGAGCGCGAGAGAUUGAGCGAGGGCAUUGUAGCUCUAGAAAAUGAAGCGGAUGAAUUGGAGACGGAGCUGAGCGGGAUUGUACAGAGGCUACAGGGGUACCGCACUGAGCUUGCGAGCCCCCUUACACGGGCACUGACAGAUGACGAAGCCAAUCUGAUUGAUACUCUUGGUCAACAAGUGGAUGAAAGGCGCAAGCGAGUGCUCGAGCUGAGCAAAACGAGAACAGAGCUUGAUAGCCGCAAAAACCUUUUGGAAAUCGAGCUCAGUGAAAGCCUCCGGCGGAAAGAGAAAGAGCUGCAGGUAACAUUGGAGUCAUUGGGUGACUCGGCGAAUGGAGAAGUGUCAUCCGCCGACAAUCUGGAUGCACGAUUGCGUGAACUCAAGUCCCUCGAUACUUCUAUAUCCACUUCGACAAAGCGUGCACAAGAGGCAGAAAAGGAUUUCGAUAAAUUGACAGCUGACCUACAGGAACUUCGAUUCAACUUAGAGAAGGCCCAGAAUCAACAAUCGGAGGACAGUCGCAGUGUCACAAAGCUGCAGAAGAACACCGAGCGAUAUCUAGCUAAGAAACAGAUGCUUGUCGGUCGUAAGGAGGAGUGCAACCGCAAUAUCCGAGAUCUAGGUGUACUUCCAGAGGAAGCUUUUGAGAAGUAUACGAACGAAAAACUUGAUCGACUGGUGAAGAAACUGCACACUGUCAACGAAGGGCUGAAGAAGUUCGCGCAUGUGAACAAAAAAGCUUUCGAGCAGUAUAAUUCUUUCACAAAACAACGAGAUCAACUCUUGCAGCGCAGAGAAGAUCUAGACAAGUCAGCCACGUCAAUCGAGGAGCUAGUGCAAGUACUGGACCAGCGAAAGGAUGAAGCUAUCGAGCGAACAUUCAAACAAGUCGCCAGCAAUUUUGAAGAGGUCUUCGACAAACUCGUUCCUGCUGGCCGUGGGCGGUUGAUCAUUCAACGUCGGAUAGACCAGGAUGAAGAUGAAGUUAUGGAUGAAGGAGAUGAUACACAGCAAAGUAGCAUUGACAAUUACACUGGCAUAUCGAUAAAGGUUGAUGAAGGACUUCGGAUACAGCAGCUAUCAGGGGGUCAAAAAUCCCUUGUCGCACUCGCGACAGUUUUCGCCAUCCAGAAAUGUGACCCAGCUCCUUUCUACUUAUUUGACGAGAUCGAUGCAAACCUGGACGCGCAGUAUCGAACUGCUGUCGCAAACAUGAUCAAAUCUCUUUCGCAUUCGGCUCAGUUCAUUACGACUACUUUCAGGCCGGAAAUGUUGGUCACCGCGGACAAGUUCUAUGGUGUGCUCUUCAACAACCAGAAGGUCAGUUCCAUCAGGAGCAUCAAGCGAGAGGAGGCCAUGGAGUUCGUGGACCAGGAGGCCCAAGCUCAGUAAUGAUUCACAUGACUUUGCGUCGUCCAAACGUCAAAGUGUCCUUUUAUCAUACGCUGUAC
This is a messenger RNA of Suillus subalutaceus, 3719 nucleotides long. RefSeq names its product RecF/RecN/SMC. The coding region runs from base 70 to 3660 and encodes 1196 amino acids. Lineage: Eukaryota; Fungi; Basidiomycota; Agaricomycetes; Boletales; Suillaceae. Gene Ontology annotation, molecular function: cohesin loader activity; protein binding; ATP binding. Gene Ontology annotation, biological process: mitotic sister chromatid cohesion. The record is from RefSeq and is a predicted model, not a curated record. The transcript has 17 exons. Gene Ontology annotation, cellular component: chromosome.